UCAAACACACAUUGAUUUCUCUGGUAGACUGGUUAUCUAUGAUCUCCACUACAGUAUGGCGGGAAGGGCUAAAGAAGCAAUAAUACCUGAAGUUCGUAACCUAAUAAUCCAGUUAACAAAAUUUCAUGAAGGAGAAGAGAAUUUUGAUUUGUGUGAGAGAUUCCUGCUCUCCAACCUGUGGCACCAUCGCUUUCUCUCCGUGGAUAGCCACGCUGUUCGUCGCUCAGUUGAUGGUUUGGUUACAAAAUUUGAGGUGCACGGUCACCUUGAUAUAGCACGGAAACUCAGGGAGCUUGUCACCACAUUCUUAAGCCAUGAAGUAUUUUGUGAUCAUCCACAAUAUGACAUACAGUGGUCACUGCUGUCUCUACUUCUUCAUCUAGCAAACAGUCCAACAUCUGCUACUCAUCUCCUUCAAACAACUACAACAACUGCAGAAGUACAUGAUGAUGAAGAAGAACAAUUUGACUGGACUUCAUAUUUACGAGAAGGAGAUGAAAAAUUUGUUUGUGUUUAUGAUGAUUCUUCAAGCGAAGAAUUCAGCAGUGACUUAGAUGAACCGCAAGAUGAAGGAUCUGAAAUGUUAGCAGCAGAAAUCAUUAAUUCUGUUUCUUCUUUGAACUUAGAAGUUCAAAAUACUUCGAAGGAGUAUUUUAUUCGUAAUUUAAAGGAUAUUUAUUCGGCAGAGAAGUGGAUGGAAACUAGUAUUAUGCAACCAUAUUGGACUUCUGAAGGGAUAUAUCAUAAUACAUCAAGCAGAUUUCCAGCAGCAAAUUUGGCAAAGUUGUGGGAUGAACAUUUGAUUAAACAAGGGUAUGAUGAACCACAGACUACAAUCUUGAGUGAAUACAAAGUUUUGAGGGAGAUUCUCUGGAUGUUCUUUACACCAAGUACAAGUUAUUUAUUCACAGAAGAGGCUAAGAAGUUCACUGUAAAUCCAAAUAUUACCAUACCAAGUCUCACAAAGGGUACUUUUGCAUCCUACGUGAGUCGUCUGUGCCCUUAUUUCACAAUGCUGCGAGAACUUCAGAGUUUUAGUGAAGAUCUGAAUUGCAGCAGAGAAAUACCAAACUGUACAAAAUUUCCUCCCAAUACAUACAUAGCUUAUUGGACUGUAGUCAAGGAAUUUCUUGAUGAUUUUAAUUCACUCAUCAUUCAGAUUGAAACAAAAGUAAAGAAACGAGACAGAACCUACACACUACUGCAACUGACUAAUGAACUAGAACCAAAGUUGUAUGAGUUGAGGAGCGUGUACUGUGUUCACGCAAGAGCAGUGUAUGAUUGGAAAACAUCACCUAAUUGGCUGUCAGCCUCGUGUCUUCUUUCAGUGUUGUAUAGAGAACUGGUAGAUUCAUCAACUAGUAGGCAGGCUGCCAUCUUGCUGAAGCUGUUCUUAAAGAGUUUUGAAGUUUAUCUUGAUAUCAUUGAUGCAUGGCUGACUCACGGACAACUGCAGGAUUGUCGGGAGGAGUUUGUCAUAACAAGGGAUUCUGGUGAAUUCCACGAACCUCAAGACGAAGAAUUUGUAGUCCAUCCUUAUGAAACGAUGCUGGUUAGUGCAGGUAUUCAGCCACUGCCGGUCCUACAAGUGAUUGUCGGCAAACUGCUUCAUGCAGGCAAAAGUAUGGAUUUGUUGUUGAGGUUGGACAGGCUGUCUGUGUCACGAGGUUGUUUGUGUGAAGAAUUUAUUGAACAUGUUGAGAAGGACUUAUCCAAAUUUGCAUUAAGAGAAGACAGUCAUUUAGAUACGAAAGAAAAUGCUGAUAAGAAAAUUAUUUACGAUUCUAACCGGAAGAAUGAACGCAACGAUUUCUUUACCGAGGUAAAGGAACAUUUGGUACAAGCUGGAGAUCCUUUCCUUGUGAAAGCUUUUGAAAAUUAUCUGCCCUUCAAGCAAAAGAACCAGAAUGAUGAACAGGGAGAUAAAGGUGAAAUUAUAAGUGUUUCAAAGAAGAAAGAACAGCUAUAUACAAGACUGAUUCAACAUCUUGAACAUGAGAUCUUGCCUGUUAAACAUGUGAUAGAAACUAACCUCUUGGGGCUUGUAGAAGAGAAGUGGAAAGCAGCGUGCUCUUUGAUUAAGCCAAUCUUUCAACGCGAAUUUGAUCUUUCAAUACAUUUCCGGAUCAUUAGGGGAAUUUUUCUGAUGGAGGCAGGUGACCUCAUGCAUCAAUUUUACACUUCACUCUUUGAACAGUUACAUAUGUGUGAGGCCACUUCAUUCUCACUGACUAAUCUGUUGGAGAGCUGUGUGGAUCAGCGGUACCCAGAGUUUAGCUCACGUUUCUUCAUAUCUGUGGAUAACAACAUACGUUAUGCAACAUCUGUCCAAGACGCAAUAAAUAGCAUUAAACUUAGGUAUACUGUACAGUGGCCUGUGUCUUUGAUACUGAGUGAACAUAACAUGGAAUACUAUAAUACUGUCUUUCAGUUCCUUCUGAAGAUAAAGUGGGCCAUCUGUUCCUUACAGAAACUCAGAUUCUCAGAUUUGGAGCAGAGGGAGAAUAAGUCCAAGCCAUUGAACAGAAGGGCAAGGCACCGAAUGCACAGACUGCAGUGUCUGCGAUUUUGGCUGCUUUAUUCAGUGAACAGUGUACACAGUUACCUCAUGGGACAAGUGUUACAUUUGCUGAGCUUGGAGCUGGAGCACAAAAUUGAACAGGCACAGGAUCUUGAUGCUCUGAUGAAAGCUCACAGUGCGUACGUUCAGACAGUCUAUACACAUUGCUUACAGUCGGAUGACUGUGACGUUAUAAAAAAUUCUGUUCUUCAGAUGAUUUGGGUCGCAUUGAGAUUGUGUGAAGUUUGGGAGGCUGGAGUAGUAUUUGUUCCUGAAGGAAGGCUUAAAGAGCUGGAGGAAUUGUACUCCAAAUGUUACAUAUUUCUGGCUGUUGUCCUUAGCAACUGGGUUGAAAAUGACACCACAUCACACUUGUCAGGUCUGUGUGCGGCCUUUGACAUGGCACGACUUCCACAGCAUUACCCUGCCGCCAUCACUAUUAACUAAAGUUGUAAACAAUACUCCUGUUGUAUUUUUAUUGUUCUUAUAUCACUAAUGUAUAUUAAUUUAUUGAAGUAGUGAAAUAAUUAUAUCGUCAUAGUACAAUAGAA
Molecule: messenger RNA, 3111 nt
Organism: Zootermopsis nevadensis
Lineage: Eukaryota; Metazoa; Arthropoda; Insecta; Blattodea; Termopsidae
Gene: Grip128
Product: gamma-tubulin complex component 5
Biological process (GO): microtubule nucleation; meiotic cell cycle; cytoplasmic microtubule organization
Cellular component (GO): gamma-tubulin complex; spindle pole; microtubule organizing center
Molecular function (GO): microtubule minus-end binding; gamma-tubulin binding
Source: RefSeq, a predicted model, not a curated record